GAGAGAGAGACAAAAUAAGUGGCAACAGUGGUAAAAGAGAGACCUUUCCAAGGCCUUGGAUACUAUCUGACAAGUCCUGCUGCGAUGGCCAUAAAGAAACAUUUUUCCCAUUCUUAAAAAGGGCAGAGAGGAGCAAGUGACAGAGAGAAAUGGUGAAGAAAUGGAGUUGGGGAGAGGCGUUGCUGCUCAUCAAUAUCUGCAUUUUGGGAUGGAGGGCCAGUUUUAUCUAUGGAGCUACGGAUCCAGGAGAUGUGUCUGCUCUAAAUGCCAUGUUUACUAGUUUAAACUCGCCUCCAAUUCUAACCCUAUGGACUGCAAGUGGUGGAGAUCCGUGUGGUCAGCUUUGGAAAGCCGUUACUUGCUCGGGCUCACGGGUCACAGAAAUUUCACUGUCUGGUUUAGGACUUUCUGGAUCACUGGGAUACCAACUCUCAAGUUUGACAUCUCUAAUUAAUCUAGACGUGAGUAUCAACAAUCUUGGACCUGACAUACCUUAUCAACUCCCUCAAAACUUGCAAAAACUAAACCUUGGAUGUAAUAACUUCAGUGGAAGCCUUCCCUAUUCUAUUUCUCAAAUGAGUUUGCUUAUAUCCUUGAACAUCAGCCACAAUCAGCUUCGAGAUCAAAUCAACAAUAUGUUCUGGAAUCUUUCUUCCCUGUCCAUGUUGGAUGUCUCUUUCAAUUUUCUGUCAGGUACUCUCCCCCAGAGUUUUAGCAACCUUACCAGUAUGAACUCAAUGUUUCUGCAAAACAACCAGUUCAGUGGCACUAUAGAUGUUCUUGCAAAUCUUCCUCUCCAAAACUUGAAUGUCGAAAACAACAAUUUUACUGGUUGGGUUCCUGAACGAUUGAAGAACAUAUAUAUUCAGGAUGGUGGCAAUUCUUGGAGCUAUGGGCUUGCACCCCCACCUCCGCCCGGUACAUCUCCAGCCUACCACAAUUACAGAUAUCACAAGCCUGGGAACAAUUACAGCCCACUGAGUAGUGGUGCUGCUGAUGGAGAUAGCAGUAGAUCAGGAAUCAGUGGUGGUGCCAUUGCUGGAAUUCUUAUAUCUCUGCUAGUUGUGGGAGCAGUGGUAGCAUAUCUCUUUGUAAAGAGAAGGCCCAAGAAGUCAUCCACAGACAUAGAGAAGCUAAAGCUUGGGAACCAGCUUAGCGUAUCUACUGCUUCAAAUGCAGCGCAAGAUUCAUUGGCAGAAAUGAAGCUUAUUCAUACUUCAUCCUCAUUUGAUACAAAAGCAUUGGAUUCUCCUGCUUCAAUCAAUCUAAGACCCCCACCUAUGGACAGUCAUAAAUCGUUUGAUGACAAUGAUACAUCAACGAUACCUGCUGCGAAGAAGACCAAUGUCGCUCCUGAGAUAAGUGUGAAGUCAUAUUCAAUAGCAGAUCUGCAAUUGGCUACAGGCAGUUUCAAUGUAGAAAAUCUUCUUGGUGAGGGAUCAUUUGGACGUGUUUUUCGGGCUCAGUUUGACGAUGGGAAGGUUCUUGCCGUGAAGAAAAUAGAUUCAGCUGCCUUCCCUAGAGAGUUUUUGGAAGAUUUCACAGAGAUAGUUGCUAAUGUAUCUCAGUUGCAUCAUCCUAAUGUAACAGAGCUAAUGGGUUAUUGCUCAGAGCAUGGUCUGCAUUUGCUACUUUAUGAGUUCCAUAAGAAUGGCUCACUCCAUGACUUCUUGCAUAUAUCAGAUGAAUAUAGCAAGCCACUGACUUGGAACUCACGUGUCAAGAUUGCUCUGGGAACGGCCCGUGCACUAGAGUACCUACAUGAAGUUUGUGCACCAUCAGUUGUACACAGAAAUAUAAAGUCGGCUAAUAUCUUACUGGAUGCCGAACUUAAUCCUCAUCUUUCCGAUUGUGGCCUGGCUAGCUUUAUUACCAACCUUGAUCAUGCAUUAGAUCAGCAAGCAGGAUCUGGAUAUAGUGCCCCGGAGGUUACCAUGUCUGGUCAAUAUACAUUAAAAAGCGACAUAUACAGCUUUGGAGUGGUGAUGUUAGAACUUCUAUGUGGACGUAAGCCGUUUGAUAGUUCUAGGCCAAGAGCUGAGCAAUCCUUGGUUCGAUGGGCAACGCCUCAGCUCCAUGACAUUGAUGCCUUGACGAAAAUGGUUGAUCCUGCACUUAAAGGUCUUUACCCAGUCAAGUCUCUCUCAAGAUUUGCAGAUGUUGUGGCUCUCUGCGUCCAGCCCGAGCCGGAAUUCAGACCUCCUAUGUCAGAGGUGGUGGAAGCAUUGGUUCGGCUUGUGCAGAGAUCCAACAUGAGCAGAAGAACAUUUGGAAGUGAUCACGGAUCAUCUUUUAGAACUGAUGAACCUGAUGCACAUGAGACAUCUUAACUGGCUUCUUUAAGCAAUCUACAAGGAAUGCUUAAUCAUUCACAUCGAUGUCACGUUAAUAUUAGGAUUUCGUUCAUACCCGCCUUCAUAGACAGAAGCACGGUAAUGUUUUAUGUUUACGUUCACAUUGCUUUUCACGCUUUAUGCUUGCUGAAAAGUUCAUACGGAGUGAACCUAGUCGUGCAUCAAUGAAAACUGAGAAGUUAUUUUGAAACCUAUUUUGCUUAAUAGAAGCUUCAUAUUGCAAA
This is a messenger RNA of Cucurbita pepo subsp. pepo (vegetable marrow), 2578 nucleotides long. Its product is annotated as protein STRUBBELIG-RECEPTOR FAMILY 6. NCBI's taxonomy places the organism in Eukaryota, Viridiplantae, Streptophyta, Magnoliopsida, Cucurbitales, Cucurbitaceae. Gene Ontology annotation, biological process: protein phosphorylation. The record is from RefSeq and is a predicted model, not a curated record. Gene Ontology annotation, molecular function: protein binding; protein kinase activity; ATP binding.